AGAUUACAAAUCAGAUUUUUGAUUUACUUUAAUCGCACUCUCAACGGGAGAGACUUAUUCUGAUGAAAAUUUCAUUCACUGAUCAAUUACUUUUUGUUCCUGUAAUUGAUGUUGAUAAAGCAUCACAACAGUACCUCGCCCGAAGCGUGUCGUUAUGAAGUGUUUCGCCGAAUAUUUAGCUGAGACAUCAACGUAGUUGCAUCCGAAAACAUUUCUCUGUUUUCUUGUUUUAAAGUGCAUUACCUAAGUAUUUGUUUAAUAGUAGCUUAAUGUUCCUUUCCUCAGCAUGUCAACGACCGAAAAAGUAGAAAUGUCAUCCGAUAAGAUAGGUGAGACAACCUAUGUGAACGAGUCUUACGAGCCCCGCAGAAGUCGAUCUAAAUUGCGGGUAAGAUCCAGAUCUCGUUCAGAAGCUUCAUCCAGUCCAAGGAACCGUCGCCUGAAAAGUUACGUCGUUCAAUGCCGCAACAGAAGUAGAUCCAGAGAUAGAUUAUCUGGAUCAAGACUAAUUGUAAGAUCAAGAUCUCCUUCGAGGGAUGUGCCCAGUUUUAGGGACCCUAGCCCAGAAAGUUGUGUCGCGCAAUGCUGUGAUAGUUGUAGAUCGAGAGGCAAGAUCCGCAGGGGCAGAUCUAGAUCGAAAAGUCAAUCGAGAUCUCCUUCAUCGGAUCCGUUUGGUUCUUGGAGCUAUCACUGUCGGAGUUACGUUAUUAAAAAACGCCACAGAAGUAGGAGUAGAGGUAGGAGUACGGCCCAAUGGAGUCAAUCGCCAUUAAGCUCCAGAAGCUUUAACCAAGAAAGUAACUUUGUUCAAAGCCGCAUUGGGAGUAAACCAGCGAUCAGUUCAAGUAUGAACGAACAGCACUUGGAAAAUUUCAGUCAAAUGUGUAGCAUAUCGGACCAAAAUCGUAUCGUAAGAGGACUCGAUAGAUUCAGUUGCUUGAAUGGUCAAAUUGAACGUAAGUUCAAGUCUGAGACUCAAAGAAAAUCGAGCCAUUCUCACUAUACUAACAGAAAUAACCACAGAGCAGGAGAAAGGUGGAGAAGGACUUUGAAUUAUGUCAGGCAACACUCAUCGGACCGUUCUUACUCGAAUUUUAGCAAACAAUGGAAUAACUUCUCCACGCCAUUGUUUAGGAAUCAAAGGCGUAUGAACCAAAGCGUGGAAUUUUAAGCACAGGUAAAAAUGUAGCGUAAUAAUUUAGUUAUAGAUAGCAGAUCUAUAGUAAACGUUUCACUGAACAAUGAAUGAUUUUCAUACUGAUGUUUUUUGCUAACUUUGUUGCAUUUCCUAUCUUAUUGAUAAAAUAUAUUUUUUAUUGGUGACGGGACAAACAAAAUUCAUUCUGAGAAAUAGGAGUAAUCAUCAUUACUUGCAAAUUAUUGCAUUAAGAGACUUGAAUUUAUUAUUUUUUUUUUAUAAAAUUGGUUCAUGUUUGCGUGGCAAAAAAGGAACAAGCUGAUAAAACAAGUAGUUCAACUCCAAUAGUUUUACUCAUUUUAUGUUACAAGAUUCUCCUCUGAUGAAUCAACGAUGCGUCCAUCAAGCAGAUGUACGAGUAGAAUGAUCCCGUGCGGUAUUUACUACUAACAAUCCUUAUGUAUAUUUAUUUUAUUUAUCGUAUGAAAAAAACUUACAGGAAAUGUAAAUUAUAUCAUUACUAUUAUAAUGUAAAUAUAAUUGUAAAUUAUAUUGUCGCGCCGAGGAUGGAGGUCAGGGACACCUCCGAAAUUCGUCUGCUCCGAAAAUUGAAAUAGUUUAUGCAAGUGAGUGUUAAUAAAAAUUGUUUUUGAAAGUUUUCAAA
This is a messenger RNA of Bemisia tabaci, 1802 nucleotides long. The record is from RefSeq and is a predicted model, not a curated record. Lineage: Eukaryota; Metazoa; Arthropoda; Insecta; Hemiptera; Aleyrodidae.